AGAGUUGCAGACACAACACAGAGGUGUUGGAGAGACGGAGAGCAAAACCUCCUUAAAACCCCCCUCUCUCUCUAUCUUCCUUAUGUAGCCAGUUCUCUCAAACCCAUCAGACAAUGCAAAUCUCUCUCCCCUUUUCAACCUCCAAAGUCCCAUAUCUUUCCCCACUCCCCAACCCCACUCCACAGACCCCUCUCACCAUCCCAAAACCACAUCCCAAAUCCUACAUAACAGCCCAUUCCAGUCGCCCAAAGGGGUCUGGGUAUUUGUCCCUAAUCGGCCGAGCAAUUGAAGAAGAAGAAGAGUAUAGAAAAGCGCGGGCCGAGGUUGCUCGAAAUGGGGUUGACUUAGAAGGCUAUUCAAUUGAGGGCAUUUCCAUUGGCGGGCACGAGACUUGUGUAAUUAUUCCGGAAUUGAAAUCUGCUUUUGAUAUUGGGCGGUGUCCUUCGCGGGCUAUUCAGCAGAACUUUCUAUUCAUUACGCAUGCUCAUCUUGAUCAUAUUGGCGGGCUACCAAUGUAUGUUGCAACUCGUGGUUUGUACAACUUAAAGCCUCCAACAAUUUUUGUGCCUCCUUGUAUUAAAGAGGAUGUGGAGAAGUUAUUUGACAUUCAUAGAGCAUUGAGCCAGGUGGAACUGAAGCUUGAUUUGGUUGCAUUGGAUGUUGGGGAAACAUAUGAAAUGCGGAAUAAUCUUGUUGUAAGGCCGUUUAAGACUCACCAUGUCAUACCCAGCCAGGGUUAUGUUAUAUACUCAGUUAGAAAAAAGCUGAAGAAGCAAUACAUUCAUCUCAAAGGAAAACAGAUUGAGAAAUUGAAGAAUUCUGGUAUUGAGAUUACAGACACUAUAUUGUCUCCAGAGGUGGCCUUCACAGGGGAUACAAGGUCUGAUUUUAUGCUUGAACCACGGAAUGCUGAUGCCUUGAGGGCAAAAGUUCUCAUAACUGAGGCAACUUUCCUGGAUAAUGGGAUCAGCAUUGAUCAUGCACGAGAACAUGGUCACACUCAUUUGUUUGAGAUCAUAGAAAAUGCAGAGUGGAUUCGAAACAAGGCUGUUCUGCUAACUCAUUUCUCCUCCCGCUACCAUAUUGAGGACAUUCGUAAAGCUGUAUCAAAGUUGCAGUCCAAGGUGUCUGCCAGAGUGGUUCCUCUAAUGGAAGGCUUCAAAUCAAUGUAUGCUUAGAUAUGGCUUUCAGUUUUUGUUUUUUACAAUUUUGAACCAAAAUUAGGCUUAUGUAAUCAAUUCACAGGGAUUUGUACCCACUUCACUCUUAACAAAAUGAUUAAAAAGCUCAUCAAGAGGGAAGCUAGUAUCA
Messenger RNA from Vitis riparia (riverbank grape), 1311 nucleotides. Its product is annotated as tRNase Z TRZ2, chloroplastic. The transcript has 8 exons. The record is from RefSeq and is a predicted model, not a curated record. NCBI's taxonomy places the organism in Eukaryota, Viridiplantae, Streptophyta, Magnoliopsida, Vitales, Vitaceae. The coding region runs from base 114 to 1178 and encodes 354 amino acids.